GUCGAGUCCGCGUCCACCCGCGAGUACAACCUUCUUGCAGCUCCUCCGUCGCCGGUCCACACCCGCCACCAGUUCGCCAUGGAUGACGAUAUCGCUGCGCUCGUCGUCGACAACGGCUCCGGCAUGUGCAAGGCCGGCUUCGCGGGCGACGAUGCUCCCCGGGCCGUCUUCCCCUCCAUCGUGGGCCGCCCUAGGCACCAGGGUGUGAUGGUGGGUAUGGGUCAGAAGGACUCCUACGUGGGCGACGAGGCCCAGAGCAAGAGAGGCAUCCUGACCCUGAAGUACCCCAUUGAACACGGCAUUGUCACCAACUGGGACGAUAUGGAGAAGAUUUGGCACCACACUUUCUACAAUGAGCUGCGUGUGGCCCCUGAGGAGCACCCUGUGCUGCUCACCGAGGCCCCUCUGAACCCUAAGGCCAACCGUGAAAAGAUGACCCAGAUCAUGUUUGAGACCUUCAACACCCCAGCCAUGUACGUAGCCAUCCAGGCUGUGUUGUCCCUGUAUGCCUCUGGUCGUACCACUGGCAUUGUGAUGGACUCCGGAGACGGGGUCACCCACACUGUGCCCAUCUAUGAGGGUUACGCGCUCCCUCAUGCCAUCCUGCGUCUGGACCUGGCUGGCCGGGACCUGACAGACUACCUCAUGAAGAUCCUGACCGAGCGUGGCUACAGCUUCACCACCACAGCUGAGAGGGAAAUCGUGCGUGACAUUAAAGAGAAGCUGUGCUAUGUUGCCCUAGACUUCGAGCAAGAGAUGGCCACUGCCGCAUCCUCUUCCUCCCUGGAGAAGAGCUAUGAGCUGCCUGACGGUCAGGUCAUCACUAUCGGCAAUGAGCGGUUCCGAUGCCCCGAGGCUCUCUUCCAGCCUUCCUUCCUGGGUAUGGAAUCCUGUGGCAUCCAUGAAACUACAUUCAAUUCCAUCAUGAAGUGUGACGUUGACAUCCGUAAAGACCUCUAUGCCAACACAGUGCUGUCUGGUGGCACCACCAUGUACCCAGGCAUUGCUGACAGGAUGCAGAAGGAGAUUACUGCCCUGGCUCCUAGCACCAUGAAGAUCAAGAUCAUUGCUCCUCCUGAGCGCAAGUACUCUGUGUGGAUUGGUGGCUCUAUCCUGGCCUCACUGUCCACCUUCCAGCAGAUGUGGAUCAGCAAGCAGGAGUACGAUGAGUCCGGCCCCUCCAUCGUGCACCGCAAAUGCUUCUAGGCGGACUGUUACUGAGCUGCGUUUUACACCCUUUCUUUGACAAAACCUAACUUGCGCA
Messenger RNA from Rattus norvegicus (Norway rat), 1264 nucleotides. It is a transcript of the gene Actb, whose product is annotated as actin, beta. Bases 79 to 1206 code for a protein of 375 amino acids. Gene Ontology annotation, cellular component: cytoskeleton; nucleus. Lineage: Eukaryota; Metazoa; Chordata; Mammalia; Rodentia; Muridae. The transcript has 6 exons. Gene Ontology annotation, biological process: postsynaptic actin cytoskeleton organization. The record is from RefSeq and is marked provisional.